Entrophospora sp. SA101 is the source of this 339-nucleotide messenger RNA. The record is from the annotation of a GenBank genome assembly. Lineage: Eukaryota; Fungi; Glomeromycota; Glomeromycetes; Entrophosporales; Entrophosporaceae.
AUGGCAGACUCAUACGAAAGAAAGAAAUUCGUAAUCGCUCAAUAUAAUCUAUUAAAUGACUAUGCAUUUGCAGUAGCAUUAAACAGAGAAGAAAUGAAAAGAGUUUAUGAUGACCCAGCUGCUAAUGUUACGUAUGAAGAUCAAAGUUCAUCGUCAACACAUUGGAUGCAUCCAGAAGCAUUUCAUACUAGUAGAGCAUUAAAUAGUAUUAUCCCAAGCUCUCUUAAUAAAACAUAUAUACUCUGGCAAUACGAUUUAGAAAUUACAGAAAUGUUUGAAGAACUUGUUAAAAUGUUUAGCUAUGAUGAAAAAGAUAACAAUAUUAUACUUAACCAAUAA